This is a messenger RNA of Trypanosoma grayi, 660 nucleotides long. Its product is annotated as trans-sialidase. The record is from RefSeq and is a predicted model, not a curated record. The transcript has a single exon. NCBI's taxonomy places the organism in Eukaryota, Euglenozoa, Kinetoplastea, Trypanosomatida, Trypanosomatidae. The annotation marks the transcript as partial.
AAACAGACCCGCCCCAUGGAGAGAUGGGAGGCGGACCUCUUCAGCAAUAUGCUGACUUCGGAGAACGGUCGGGUGGCCCUACGGCACGCCUGGGUCACAGCCAGUCGAUGGGGCGAAAUCACCCUACGCCGGAAGGAGAAUUUCAUUCCCCACCCUCAAACCAAGGAAGCCCUCAUUGUAGAUUGGGGGGNCGCCUGGGUCACAGCCAGUCGAUGGGGCGAAAUCACCCUACGCCGGAAGGAGAAUUUCAUUCCCCACCCUCAAACCAAGGAAGCCCUCAUUGUAGAUUGGGGGGCCCUCCCAAAGACUUUCAAGAUCGACCCCAACAGAGCGGCGCGAUACGUAGUUAUCGGGGGAGAAGAUGCAAAGAGUAUGAGAGGCGUCACCAAAGGAAUGGUGGAGGGGGAAAGGCUCACAAAGUUAACCACAAGAGAUAUGGAAAACCUACUCCGCCCAUUUGGCAUGACAGCGCGUUCCAUCAAAAGAGGAGCACUGGCGCAAGCAGCCGCAGCGGUGAUCCAACACGAUCUCAACCCUCGACUGCGGGCUCAGUUGGGGAAACACGCAGACCCUCUAGAGCCACCACGCAGCACAGCUCGCUACAUAAGGCCGUGGGUCGCUUUGGUCAACAAAUCCGCACACCUGACGGCAUAUAUGUAG